AAUCAAUUUGACACCUCUCAGGUGAAUCACUUUGGUUGGGAAUGUGCAGUUUGCGCACAUUUGGCGCAGUUAUGACGCACAGAAGAUGUGAAGCCACGCCCGUUGUUGUGGGUGUUGUGCAAACACCGAAACACCAGAGGAAAAAAGCUUCGUCCUUUACCAGUCAGUUAUAUCCGUUUGAUGUCUUGAGCUCUGUGCCCACCUCUGUCCUCUGAGACGUGAGACACGUCGUUGCCGUAAUAACAGUGAACUAGUGUUGAUUUUUCCGCAGGUCAUGUUACUGACAAUCUUAACACUGUCCUGUUUCGCCUUAGGUUCAUCCAUAAAUGACCAUGACUAUACUGAAUAUGACCAUAAGCGGUGCUAUGGCAGAGAUUUUCGCUUCCCAUUUGAAUAUACACCACCUGGUUUCCGUGGACAGAUAUAUUUCACUCCGAGUAAGACAGGGGGAUCCAGGAAGCUAGUGAUGGAAAACGGGGAGGCAAAAGACCCACGCUUGAAGGUUUCUUUGAAUUCAGUUACUUUGGAACAUUUGACAGAAAGAGAUGAAGGAACUUUUUCGAUCUCAGUUGAUGGCAACAGACUACAUGAUGUCAUCGAACUGGAAAUUACAGAGUGUGCUGAACAAGUGGUGAGGUCUUACAACGGUAGGUACUCCCACAAUGUUCCUAGAGGGGCUGAAUUCUUGGAGUUCACUCCCAUCUUCAGACUGGACCAGCCAAGGGUCCUGUGGAAUCGCACAGACCCUCAGACCAAUACGGGAGGCAGAGGACAUGUGAAGCGUAAUGUCUGGGAGAUUUCCGAACUCACUCAGACAGACAACGGCUUCUACAACUUCAGGAAAAAAGACAAGACUCUGAAAUCUAGGAUAAAGCUCAUAGUACAAGAGCACAAAACAUACUAUGAUGCAAAGGUGAACGAGGAACUCCGCAUCACAUAUCCUGUGGCUUUUACCCCGUGGCACAUGGCCUUCACUCCUAAAGGGGAGAAAAAGAGCAUAAUGCUGAUGAGAGCUGGCAAUCUGGUUGAAGAAGAUGACUCGAUGUCAGAAUCUUUUACUCUAAGGUGGAGAAUUUACAAGAUGAAGACAGCAUUAUUUAUUGAUCCUGUGGAAAGCACAGACUCUGGUGCCUUUGAGUUCAGAGACCAGGAGGGCAACCUGGCCCUUGUUGUGCAGGUGAAAGUAGAAGAUGAUUUUCCUCCUGCAUAUGUUUAUGCUCUUAUAGCUUUCGGCAUUAUCCUUGUGAUCGGCUGCUGCUGCUGCUGCUGCUGCUUGAGGAAGCGCACUUAUAAAACGAGCUCUGCGAAAAGGGAGUCCACUCCUCAAACUGCAGCGGCACCUGCUGCAUAUUACCAUGGUAGAAAUCAACCUGAAGGCCCAAGUUACUCUGCUGCACCACCUCCUCCAGCUUACUCUCAUCAGCCUUAUAAUCCUCUGGGCACUCAAGAACCUACUAGAGAACCAACUACCUCCCUUGGGCCCCCGGCGUACAACCCAGUGGAUAUCCAUGUGAACCCGACUCAGCCUGAGGUUGCAGUUCCAGGAGGGCAAGGAGCAGCUCCAACUUUCUCACUGGGCUCCGAUUGUCUCUCCUCAGACUCUGGACCAACGUUUGAGCUGAAAGGAGUAAACUUUCCCUCUGCUCCUCCCCUCAGCUCAAACUCAGAUUAUAAUGAUGUUUACACCUCAGACCAACUCAACUUCCUGUAGGCAACACAACAAGCUCAUGUGGUGCAGAGUUGACUUCAGCAUGGUGUUUUGUGACUAGGUGGCACAUAGCUACUUCAAUCCUUGACACAUGACCAAACUUAUCAUAAGUUACUCAGGGUAUGGGAUAUUGUCUUUUUUAAUGUAAAUACACACACAGAUGCAGCGUGAUCAAACAAAUUUGGGGCCAGCAGAGUAUUAUUAGCUUUGGGUUUUGUAUUUUUGAGAAUUUUAAACCUUUACUGGACAGCUUAUAGUAUAGAGACAGACAGAGACAAAGUAUUAAUAGUGUUUUAUCAGUUUACUCUUGAUAUCUUAAGUUGGUUGCAAGGCUGCAGUUGAGUGUGAAGCAGUGGAGUCUAAAAACAAGACAUUUAUCAAUUAAGGUCUAUUCCUACAUAUGCUGUAUUUCAAGAGUUAAGUGCCUCAUCAGAGCAUCUCUAUAAUAUAGAAUAUAAAACAACACACUACACUCAGCAAUUUAAGCCAUGGUUACUGACUUUACUAAUCUAUACAUAAUGUUUUUAUAUUGUUGUUUCAAACCUUUUUCAUGUUUCUUCAGGUUCAUAUAUAAAUGUGUCUGGAUUUUUGAGAAAUGAUGUGGUCUUUUUUUGUUUGUUUGUAAAACUGUAAAGUGUUACUCUGUUUGUCUUUUCACACAUUUGUAGAUCUUGUGUAAGCUGGAGCUAUUUUUUCCAUAAACUCUUCUUUUGGCUUUGAGAAACUCCAUUAAUGUAAAAUUGUGAUAUUUGAUAUGUGGUAUAAAUGUUUGCGGAAAGAUGUGUGAUUAAACUUUGACCUUAACAUUU
This is a messenger RNA of Thunnus maccoyii (southern bluefin tuna), 2517 nucleotides long. RefSeq lists its product as uncharacterized. NCBI's taxonomy places the organism in Eukaryota, Metazoa, Chordata, Actinopteri, Scombriformes, Scombridae. The coding region runs from base 275 to 1711 and encodes 478 amino acids. The transcript has 9 exons. The record is from RefSeq and is a predicted model, not a curated record.